Messenger RNA from Ornithorhynchus anatinus (platypus), 3852 nucleotides. It is a transcript of the gene SPAG5, whose product is annotated as sperm associated antigen 5. The transcript has 24 exons. The record is from RefSeq and is a predicted model, not a curated record. The coding region runs from base 77 to 3766 and encodes 1229 amino acids. Gene Ontology annotation, biological process: regulation of attachment of spindle microtubules to kinetochore; cell division. NCBI's taxonomy places the organism in Eukaryota, Metazoa, Chordata, Mammalia, Monotremata, Ornithorhynchidae.
GCGGCGGGUAAAGGCGGCGGAGGGGUCGGGGGUUCGAGGGACCUGCGUUCGAGGGGUUCCCCCCGGGACCCCCAGCAUGUGGCGGGCGGCCCACCCCAGCCCCCCGCACACGCCGCAGCCGAAGAAGUCCUCCAACCGGAACCCCCUCCAGGAGCUUCUCCUGCAACCUUGUACCCUCCAGGACCCCGGCAAAAAUGCUCUCGCGUGCUCCUCGUUGACCCCGAUGCUGGACAGGCUCCGGCUCCGGGAGGCCUGCAGCCCUCUGACUCCCCUGAAGCCUCCCUUGACCGUCUGGCCCGACUUGGCCCCGGAGCUGCCUGGCAGUCUCGAGAAGAGGACAGAGGCCGGUCCGUCUGAUGCGGAGGAGCAGCUGAUCCCCAGGAACAGUUCGACUCCCCGCGUCUCCACCGAGGUUCUUGACCCUAGUCUUCAGUCCCAGGCCUCGGCCCCCUCUCCCGUCCAGGAUAAGUCCGGAGGGGAGUGGGAGUUUUUUACCCGCUGGGAGCCGGAUGCUCCUGAUGUGGGCCAGGCGGAAGCUGGGAAAGAAGCCAGUAGCAUCUCCCUGGACCCAUGUUUGGCCUUGGCGCAGGCCCGCUCGCCCAGCUCUCAGGUCGCUAAGGAAUGUGAGCCUACCAAAGACGUGGAGGCAGCUGGCCCGGAGGUCAGCUCUUUGGAUGAUGCCGUGGCCGGUCCUGAGGGCGCCGGUCCGCCCCGCCACCUCGCUGCGGCCCCUUCCCUGCCUUGUUCCGAGCCGCAGGAGCGGGACUCCCGGGAGAGCCCCGAAAGGGCCAGGACCGAGGCUGCCUCUGGGACCCUUUCUGACAGCUCCCUUCUGUCUUCCACCGUCCUGGGUCCGCCAGGUUUGCCGGCCACCGACGCCCCUGCCGGCCCAGGGACGGGUGAUACGGAGCCGUUGGCUCCGGGUGGAGGAGACGCAGACCCUCCCGGGGCGGAAGAGCCUACGUCUGGCGCCGAGACUCCCGCCGGAGGUGGCCGCCGGACUCCGGUGACCAGCACGGGGACCCAGGUGUCCCCUUUCUCUUGGCUGGAGAAGGGUGUGAACACCUCGGCCUUGUGGGAAAGCCUGUGUCCGAACUUCACCCUCCCCUCCGGGCUGCGGGAGGUCGGGGCCGGCACCACGCCCAUCCCCAAGUGCUCAGUGGGCACUUGGCUCACCCCCCCGGCCUUCUCGGAGAAGAACGUGAACACGGCUCGGGCCUGCACCCAGGACAACGCCGCCGAGACGGACUCUCUCCUGUGGUGCCUGCCCCCCGAUCUGAACGCCCUGUCCCGCCGGGAGUUGGAGGAUCGCCUGCUGAGCUCCCUCAUCAUCCUGGAGGCCCUGUCGGGCCAGCUGCGGGCCUGGCAGACGCAAGGCACGGCCCCUCCCCCCAAGCCCCCUAGCCGGCGUGACGGCAGCACGCAGACAGACGUCACCUCUCUCCCUGAGGUAAGAGGGCCGGAGACCUCCCCCGGACCCUGGAGACCCCAGGGACAGUCCCUUCCUCUUGAGGUUGUCAAGAAGGAGCAUCUCUACCAGACGCUGUAUAUCCGGGCGGCGGAGAAACUCCAGGACCUGAAGCGGAACCGGGAAUGUGAGCGGGAGCUGGAGCAGGCCAGGAGCGCUAUGCAAUCCUUGACGCUGGAAUCCCAGGAGCUUCUGUCCCUGCUUAGCUCGUCUCUGCGGACCUUGAAGGAGGACCGGGCGGCGGUGCACCAGGAGUGCGAUCAGGUGGAGUCCGUGGUCUCUCAGUGCCAGCUUGUGGUGGAGCACGCCAAGGCCACCCUCCAGCGUUUCCGAGAGGAGCGGGAUCAAGCGAUGUGCCGGGAGGAGGAGGCCCUUCGAGGGAAGGAGGCGGCCAAGACAGUGCUGGAGGUCUUCUGUGCUCAUUCCAGUCAACGCAUCAGCCAACUCCAGCAGGACCUGGCUUCCCAGCAGGAGCUCUGUGGCCUUCUGAGAGAAGCCCAGGCCCAGCAGGAAUCCGCUCAUCAGGAACAAGGGGAGGUGGUCCGGCAGGCCGAGGUUCUGGCUUCCACCAUGCAGGAGGACUGGCUAGCGAUGCAGUUAAACCAGUAUGCGACGUGGGCAGCUCUGUUGAAGCGGAGUCACUCCCUGAUGGAGCGGCUGGCAGCCGAGAGCCACCGAGCCCUGCGGGAACACGGUGCCCUGCGGCAGGAGCGGGACGAGGCGGUCAAAGAGAGGGAGCAGGUUUCCAAGCAGCUGGCUGAGGUCUCUGCUCAGUGGGAGGACAGCAAGAGUCAAAUGGAGCAGUUGGCAUUGGAAAAUGGCCGGCUGGCACAAGAUCUGCACGCCCACCUCCAGACCCUGGCCAGGACAGAGGGCCAGCUAGAGGCCCUGCAAGGCCAGCACGCUGGCUGUGCCCAGGACCUGGCCGCCAAGGAUGAAGCCCUGGCCCAACUGGCCCUGGACCGGGAGGAGCAGGAGGUCCGAUGGCAAUGGGAAGAAGCUGUGCUGCGGCGGGCUAAUGAGGAGCUGCGCGAACAGCAGGCGGCCCUGGCCAGGGAGGUCCGGGACCUGAGGGAGAGCCUCGAGUUCAUGGAUCAGGAAAGCCAGGUGACUCACAGCGAGCUGGCCACGGUCGAGUCCCAGCUGAAGACCACGCUAUCGGUGCACCGCGAGCAGAAGCUGCAGUGCGAGGAACUAAAGGACACGGUGGAGAAUCUGCUGGCCGAGCAGGUGUCUUCCAAAGCGGAGGCUGGGGAGCUGCAGGUGCAGUUGGAGAAGAUGCGUCAGGGCGCCCUGGGCCUGGGCUCGCUCACCGCAAGCUUGCACGGCCUCACGCUCUCGCUCCGAGCAGCCCUGCGGGAGGACGAGCAGGAGGGGGAGCGAGGGAUCCCCGCUUUGAGCACAGCCUGCACUCCUGCUCGGCGGCCACCCCCACCUGAUGACAGCACCUUUCUGGGCAGCGUCCUGCGAGCAGUGGCAGGAGAAAAGCCCGUUCCCGGCCCCGUUCCUGGCCCUGUCCCCUCUCUCGGGAGUCACAGCAGUGCCUUUACGAGGGUAGAACCAGCAAUGCCCUCCAAACUGGCAGGUCACGGGUCCCCUGAGAGUCCAGACAUAGAGAGGAGCCUGGCUGAGCUGGAAUCUCUGGUUUCAGAGCUCCAGAGCCUGGGCUCCCUGUUGAGGGAGUCUAAAGAGGAAGCCGUUGCUGCGCUCCAGCGGGAACUGGAUGGCCUCCGGUCCCGGCUAGAGGCCGAGCAGAAGCAGCAGCGGGAGGCCCUGGCUGCCCAGGAGGCGAAGGUGGAGCAGAUGAGCCAGGCCCUGUGUGUGCGCUACAAAAAUGAGAAGGAGCUCCAAGAAGUGAUUCGACAGCAGGACAAGAAGAUCCUCCAGCAGAUUGAUAAGAGCGGAGAAGUGACGGUCCUGCAGGAGGAAGUGGCCCAGCUGAGGCAUCUGCUCCAGCGGGCAGAGACCAAGGCCACUGUUCUCCAGGAAGAGCUAACGUGCCAGCAGGGGCCCGGCCACCAGUCUGCCGGCCCGGACUGGAUGCAGGAGAAAGUGUGGCUGCGCCAGGAGGUGGACAAGCUGAGGCUGCGGCUCCUGGAGGUGGAGGACGAGAAGAGCUUGCUCCUGGUCAAGUCCAAGAGCCAUAGAAACGUCCUCGAGGAGAAUCUGCGGCGGUCGGAGAAAGAGCUGGGGAAACUGGACACCAUCAUCGAGCAGAUUCGGGAGACCCUGCUGAACAUCCCCAAGGUAGUGGGGGGCUGCCGGGAGCUGCAGGGACUGCUGGAGUUACUAGGCUAAUGGGUAGCCCUUCGCCCCUUCCCCUUCUACUCCCCACUUACCUUUCUGCAUUUAUUUGUCUAAAUAAAGUUAUUUCCUUAAGUUUC